AAGCUGUGCAUGCCGAUUAGCCUGUUAAUGAUCAAAACCACGAACAUUCUGACAGAGUAUCACAAUCCAGCUCUUAAAUGAGCAACAUGAGAAUAAAGGAGAUGAUGGGGCAGAGUAGCGGUAUCAGAUUAUUAGGAGACUUUCUCUAGGAUGGCACAUGUCCAUAUCAAGCAAAGAGGAGCAAUGAGACCCCUGGGUGCUUCUUCGGCUAAGAAGGUGCAGCUCGUGCUCUUCCUCGCGGUGAUGACCCAGCUCACCUGUGACACAGAGGCGAUGACGAGCUGCUGCACGAGGAAGCCACACCCGUGCCCGCUCCAUGAGUUACUGUGUCGCACGGGACACCGGAACCUCACCGACCUGGAUGGGAAACUCGGGCGCCUGAGCAGCGACGCCGCUGCCGGGAUCCUCACACUCGGCAAACGGAACGCGCCCGAAACCCGGUACCAGGACCGACUGCAGCAUCUUCUGCACAGCUCACGCAAUCAAGCUGCGGGGAUCCUUACUAUGGGCAAGAGAGGCGUAUGGAGCGGAUUCGGUACCGACCACACACCCUUUAAACUGGACCUCGAAAGACCACUAAAAUACCUGAUCCGGCCUGUAGACAGAGACUCAUACGAACAGUGAUUAGUGCCCUGAUCCUUCUCUAAAACAGCACAUUAUUAACCUAACCCAUUAAGCUAGUGAUAUCUGUUGUGGUGAAUAUUUCCGUACAUGCAUUGUAUUAUUGCACCUUAAUUGUGAUUAAUAGUCAGGAUUAGUCUGAAUCAUCUACUAUGUAUAUUAUUAUUUAAAAUUGAUUCGUAGUUAUUUGUGUGUAAUGUUGCAAGUGGCCACAAGGUGGCAGAGUUGUAUCAUAUUGUAUAGACAAGUUACAAAUAAAGUAAUGAAAUGAA
This is a messenger RNA of Ictalurus punctatus (channel catfish), 893 nucleotides long. It is a transcript of the gene hcrt, whose product is annotated as hypocretin (orexin) neuropeptide precursor. NCBI's taxonomy places the organism in Eukaryota, Metazoa, Chordata, Actinopteri, Siluriformes, Ictaluridae. Gene Ontology annotation, biological process: neuropeptide signaling pathway; feeding behavior. The record is from RefSeq and is a predicted model, not a curated record. The transcript has 3 exons. Bases 151 to 624 code for a protein of 157 amino acids.